Molecule: messenger RNA, 1625 nt
Organism: Pipistrellus kuhlii (Kuhl's pipistrelle)
Lineage: Eukaryota; Metazoa; Chordata; Mammalia; Chiroptera; Vespertilionidae
Gene: RHBDD3
Product: rhomboid domain containing 3
Exons: 6
Coding region: 368-1507 (379 amino acids)
Cellular component (GO): membrane
Molecular function (GO): protein binding; serine-type endopeptidase activity
Source: RefSeq, a predicted model, not a curated record
CCGAGCGGCUCUGCGGGUCGAGGCGGAGCGAUUCCACGCGCGAGGCCGGCGGUUCCAAUGGUCGCGUCCACCGGCCCUUAGGGACCGUCUCGAAAGAGCCGUCCCCGCCGGGGAGCGCAGAGGCCGGCGGCGGGCGGGGGGCAGGGACCUGGGCCCCGGACAACUGCUGACUAAUUCGCUGGCGGCGGAGGGAGGGUCACGUGCCCGCCCGGGAGCGAGCGGAAUGGGCCCCGGGCGCCCGGGCCUCGCGGGGAACCCGAGCCCCUAACCCGCAGCCGGGGGCCGCCCGGCCUCCGCGGGGAGGGGCGCUGCGCUGCGCUCCGCACACUCAGCCCCGAGACUGUCCUGGACCGCCGUCAGCCAAGCUAUGUGUGACAGAGGCCGCCCUGGCCUCCCUCUCGCCUCCUCGGUCCUGAUGCUGCUCAUGAGCUCUCUGUGGCUGGUGGGGGCCGGCCCCAGCCUGGCCCUGGCCCCCGAGCUGCUGCUGGACCCCUGGCAGGCACACCGGCUGCUGACCCACGCUCUGGGCCACACGGCCCUGCCCAGCCUGCUCCUGAGUCUGCUGCUGCUGCCCGUGCUGGGCUGGCGGCAGGAGUGCCGCCUGGGCACGCUGCGGUUCCUGCAUGCCUCCGCCCUCCUCGCCCUGGCUGCCGGGCUCAUGGCCGCGCUGCUGGCAGGCCUCGGGGUGUCCGCUGCAGCUGGCGGCUGCGGGUACAUGCCCGUCCACCUGGCCAUGCUGUCGGGGCAGGGGUCCCGCCCCAGAGGGCUCCAUGGGGCAGUGCCGCCGUGGCUGUUGCCGUGGUUGCUGCUUGCCCUGACUCCACUCCUCACCUCCGAGCCCCCUUUCCUGCAGCUCCUCUGCGGCCUCCUGGCUGGCCUGGCCUACGCAGCCGGGGCGUUCCAGUGGCUGGAGCCGUCGGAGCGAAGGCUGCAGGCGCUGCAGAGGGGCUUCCUGGGCAGAGCCCUGGGCGGCUGGCCACUCCGGCUCCUUCCCGCCCCGGGCAGCGUGGCCAAGCUGCCCGUCACCCUCCCUGGAGUGAGGCUUUCUACCCCUGGGCCUCCCUACCCUGCCUCGCCUGGUCCCCGGUCUCCCAGCCAAGGCUCAGCCCCACGCCCGCCGGGCCUGGGGCCCGUGCAGCCGAGCUGGGAGGGCUCCUCAGAGGCUGGCCUGGCCUGGCCCGGGCCCCGCUUCCCUCCCGGCUCCCCGCUGUGGGCAGCCCUGGAGGAGCAGAUGCUGCAGGAGGGAAUCCAGGCCUCGCUCCUUGAGGGGCCGACCCCGGUUCCCCAGAGCCCGCUCUGGCUGCCCAAGUCCUCCGUGUCCUCCCUCCGGCUGCAGCAGCUGGAACGCAUGGGCUUCCCCGUGGAGCAGGCCGUGGUGGCGCUCGCAGCCACGGGGCGCGUGGAGGGCGCCGUGUCGCUGCUGGUCAACGGGGAGGUGGGCGCCGAGGCCCUGGUGACUCCGGGGAGCUGUGGGCUCGCCCAUCCCGAGGGCCCUGGGCCCCCCUAGCCCAGGCCGGCCCUCGCCCGUGGAUGGCUGCACGGAGUUCCAGCCCCACGCACUGAGCACGUGGGCGCGGGAGGGCCCCUCGGCGCCGGGCACCGUGCAGAAUAAACACCGGUUCUUU